UUCGGGACUGCUAGCACACGUUGCUGGUAAUCUAAACUUCGUUACUUACAUUGUUAGUGUAAUAUUUUAUAUAAACAAAUUUAGUUAGUAUAGUUCAAGGCUUUACGUGAUCUCUUUGACAAAGGUUAUUUACCGGCACGUAAGCUGAUUUUUUAUCAUAUCUUGUCGGCUUCCUGACAAAGAACCUACUUGAAUCGAUGAAUCAAUCAAUGUAAAAUGUAUCUGUAGAUAUAGAGCAGAUAAAAUGAAGUGUCGCGUACGGCAAACAAAAAGUAAGGUGAAGCUAGAGAGAGGCGUGAAGGAAAACAAAGGAAAUCUUUCACCAGUCCUGGCACGUAAUCGCUCCAAGCGGUCUGGUCUGGAAGCUGUGAAACUUUACCUGCAAGUCAGCGGAGGCACUGGCAGAACAUCGCGUUCCGCUACGACGGUUCGAAAAACGAGUCUCCGAAUGUCAGCAAUAAAAGAAUACCCCUUCGACCUCAGUGAUUUACAAAACCAACGACAAGAGAACUCGCCACCUCCACGAUAUAAUGAAAUACCUCCUGCAAAAAACAACUUAGCAACACCGGACGGCAAGAGAAAAGUCUCCAUAAUGGCCGAUGAACACAAAAGCGGACACACAGAAAGUAGGAAUGGCCGAGUUUCAGCACAAGCAGAGGGGCCAUCGCGGCGGAAAAGCAAUUUACACAAUGCCAUGGCAGCGGAAAUGGAUACAUCAUGGGAACGGCCGACACACAUCGAGGGUAGAUACAAGAAAUACUCCACUACAUCAUCUGUUCACUCGAAGAAAGCUCAUUCACAUCACAGCGAACACGUUGAAAGGUCGUGGUGGUACGCUUGUUGUCAAAAGUGUCACAGUGACGACUCCGGCAUUCCGACGUGGGAGCCACCGCACUGGCAAAAAUUUUGCCCCUAUCCACUAUGUCCGUCAUAUCGGCACUUUGCUCAAAACCUAUCAGUAUUAAUUAUCGGUAUUUUAGUAUGGUUAAUAGUAUGGAUGGUAUUAGGAGACACUGCGGCGCCAGGCGGGCAACUUUUCAUGUUGGCAAGUCUAACCAUAGCUGCCAAUAUCGGUGGGUGGCUGAUGGUAAAACUGACAACCUUACCAGCUCUAAUUGGAAUGUUGUUUACCGGAGUGUUGUUAAAGAAUAUUGGCUUCGUUAAUUUCGAUUCAGAAUAUUUACACGUGUGCUCGUAUAUAAGAAAAAUAGCUUUAACGAUAAUUUUAACCAGAGCUGGCUUAGAUUUGGACCCAAUGGCCAUGAAGAAAUGUUUCUUUUCCGUAAUAAAAUUGGCAGUAGUACCAUGGACAUUUGAAUUUGUUUUGUGCGCUGUUAUGUCGAACCUUCUGCUUGGAUUGCCUUGGGACUGGGCAUUCCUUCUCGGAUCAGUGGUUGCUGCUGUAUCACCAGCGGUGGUCGUCCCGUGUUUAUUCCGCCUAAGAAGUAAAGGUUACGGGGUGUCCAAAGGUAUACCCACCCUUGUCCUCGCCGUGUCCGGAGUUGACGAUGCCAUCAGUGUUGCUAUAUUUGGUAUUCUGGCGUCUAUAAUGUUCUCAAGCUCCUCGGUCACAAUGAAUAUUAUACAGGGUCCGCUUAGCGUAAUCAUUGGAAUCGCCUUUGGGGUGCUCUGUGGUUACCUGAUCAAAUACAUUCCGGAACGGAACGAUGCGUUUUUGGUACCUUUGCGAGUGCUGUUAUUGCUCACUGGAGGCCUCGCUUCUAUAUUUGGCUCGGAAGAAAUUGGUUGGGGUGGUGCUGGUCCCAUGGCGGUUAUAGCAUUUUCAUACGUCGCUUGUAAGAAUUGGGUGGAACAAGGAUGGGAGCUAGACGAUAACCCAGUGGCAACAGCAAACGAGAUUUUCUGGAUGUUCUUUGAACCAAUGUUGUUCUCUAUAACUGGGGCUCAAGUUGUGAUCGCUGAUUUGCCCCCAAACUUAGUAUUAGUUAGCGUGGGUAUUCUUAUGACAUGUGUCAUUCUACGGGCCAUGGUAACAAGUGCUAGUGCGGUUUGCAGUAAUUUAAAUAUGAAGGAAAAAAUCUUCGUCGGAUUUUCAUGGAUGGCGAAAGCUACUGUACAGGCCGCCCUGGCAACUGUUCCUUUGGACUACAUCCGAAAGCUAGCAGGGAACAAUGAGCCCUCUAGCGAAUUGGUUUACUACGCUGAUACGAUUAUCACUAUCUGCAUUCUCUCUAUUAUACUCACUGCGCCUCUUGGAGCCAUCAUCAUCACGAUAACGGGACCUCGUUUAUUAUCUAAGACGUCGAAACCGCCAGUUUUGGAAGGUUGGCGUCGCUCACACAGGCCUUCGAUUCGUGACAUUUCCAUCAUCGAUGAAGAGGAGAUUGCAGAACGUGAUGCUGAAGUCAGUGGGGAACUACACCAUUCACCACCAAGCACUCCUGACCCCACAACGAAAAUUCCCACAGCGUUCAGCACACCCAAUCCCAUAACAGUUCAACCGAACCAUCGCACUUGAUAGUGGUAAAACAAUUAUUUAUAUUCCCGUCCAAUAAUCCGAAAUAUUUAUUCAUAGGUAUAAUAAUAAUAAGCAUUAUUUACAUCACGGUCACGGUUACUAAGGCAAUUUCUGCCACAGGAAUCCCAUUUUAAAAACUAAAUUAAUCUAAUUUAACCCUUUUACGUGAAGUACUCUUUCGUCUCUUUCUGUCUGAUUGUUACAGUUUUAAAGUGACAGAACAUUAAAAACGGUGCAAUUAGACUGAUUUAGUUCUUAUAUGGGGCAUGAGUUUAUUGUUUUUGGGUGAUAUGACUUGAUUUAAUUGAAUUUAUUAUAUACCUGCGUAUAUCCGUUGGAGAAGUAAAAAUGUACACUUUAGUAAUUUUUUUAAUAUGUAGGAAUAUCCCAACUUACACUAAGCUGAAGAUUUAGAGACAAGUCUUAGUCAAUUUAUUAACGAAAACAUUCAGAAAUGAGACUUGCGUCAAAUAUGUAAUAAAUUUUAACAUACGAGAUUUACUUUGACUUAGUGCAGAGCCAAACUGACACCUUACAGAAUUCUAAUUUGUAAUUUUAACGUACUAAGAAUACACUGAGUGCAUUCAAACGCAUUUAAGAACUCAAACAAAUUCUUACACCGUUUCUAUUUAUAUCACUCACGUGUCAGCUAAGUUUAAGUACGCAACUCAUCUUACUUUCGUACUCAGAGUUAUUCAUUAAAUUAUGUGCAAAGGUUUGAACAUUUAAAAAUAGACUUUUAUAAAAAUAUCCAAAAGUCCAACUAAAGUGAUAUCUAGCGGAGGAGAUCUGAAACUGCGAUAGAGUGAUCACUUCAACAUUGUUAAUUAUCUAACUCUUCUAACUUCCGUAACGCUGUCGCAAACUUGCAAUCAAAAAGUCCAUAUUGAAGUUGUUAUCGCUGUGGGUAUUGGAGUACAGAUACUUUUGUCUAAUGCCAUCCUAUUGUGGGUUUCGAGUUCGGAAAGAUCUUUUUAAACUUCUAGUUGUAUCUAGAGUAAUCUAAUUAAAAUCCGUGCAAAUGACUUAAGUAACUCUUAAUGAACGCAAGCAAUUAAUAUGAUUAACAGACGUAUGUUACAUUAAAAUAAAUAUAUGAAUGCGGCCAAAAAACGAACUACUUAAUAAUUUGAAUAAUUUAUUAAUUUAUGCAAAAAUUUUACAUUAAAAAAAAAUGGAUUAUUGAAAAAUUAUAAGUCAAAACUCGUAAAGUAAAUGAAAAAAAUGUCAGGCGCUAUUAAUGUAUUAUGUAAUACGAUUAUUGUGAAUGAUGCCAAAAUGAAAAAGUACCGAUAUUUACUAUUUUACGAGUAAAUAUUUCUUAAUUUAUUUGCAUUUUUAGAUACUUGCCCAAACUAUGACUCGCGUAUGUCAAAACCCAGGACAUUUUUGACGUACUGGAAUCAUACUUAGCGCUGUUGUUUCUGAAUCUUACCCUUAGUCUCCAACCAAAUACACCAUAAACAAAAUAUCAGUAAUCUCUUAAGAGAUUUAAAUGCUUCUCACAGUUUUGCAAAAAUCAAGUACUAUAUAAAUUGCAAUAAAAUAUUAUCUAUCAUAGAUUUUGUGGUUUAUGGUCUACCAUUUUUUUUUUGAGUUUAUGGCCUGGUAUCUAGACCUUUAGGCCAUAUGGUCUACCAUAUUGCGAAGCACACACAGAUAAAAAAACAUAAACACGUUUUCUAAAUUUAUCUAUUUUAAAUAUUCUGUCCGUCCUUACAGCAUGGUCAUAAUAAAUUAUGAUCAUGAAUACCGUUUCGUACGGUAUUUUUAUGCGUCUUAAAUACAAGGAAAUGUAAGAUUUCCAUUUUCUAUUUAAGCUUUACUAUCUUCACCUUGUUUUUAGAUAAAUGUGUGAUAAACUCACCAACGCAGCCAUUGUUGACCAACAUGAUUUUACUCCACGAGGCGCACUGCUUUCAGAAAAUAAAUUGGUUAAAAAAAAAUACUGCGCCAAUUUUAUAGCUUAGUAGACUUAUAAAAAAAAUUAUAUACCAGUCCAUGGUAACUUAACCUCUUUUUUAUCUUUAAAAUUGUUUUAUUUUUUUGUAUAAACACUACACGAUUGUACUUACCUUAAAAUGGCGUCGAUUUUAACAUUAUUUUGUUAUGGCAGAGUAUUUUUGACAAAAUAUAUUUAAUGUUAGCUGUAUUAAGUGAAAAUAUUAACCAUGUGAUAUUUUAGUAUUUUAUACAUAAGAUAAACCUCACUUUAAAGUUGUUUAAAAGUAAUUGAAGCAACUUCGUAUAGUUGAAAACAGAAUUAUAACUUAUAAUCUGAUUCCUCUAUGUAUUCGUAAUUAUUGGUUGUCGAUAUUCCAAAACUUUGAAAUUUACAUUUAAAAAUUUAUCGAAACGCAAAAUGCAGGGACAUUUUGCGUUUGUAACAAAAUAGAUUCUUAGCCUUUAUUCUAAGCCUUAAUUCCCUUGAAUGAGGGAAUUAUAUAAUAUUUAUAUUUUUAGAGUAUUUUUGUAAAGAGGAAACUAGCCUACGGGUUGGCCAUAAAAGGUAACUACCGCAGCCCAAGGCCCAUUUAGUCAAUGGUUACAUUAUCUGCCUUUGUGGGAGACUCUGUAGCUUAAAACCACUAUUGUACCUAUGCGAUUUAAUUACAAAACAUACAUUUAGUUGUACUUAUUAUAAUUAAUUUUAGAACAGUAGGUACCUUGGUAAUUGUAAAUUAUGAUAUUAGAUGUAAGCGUAUGUGCCUCAAAAAAACAUUGUAAAUAGUUUUAUUCUCCAUUGAAAAUGUCAAAAUAAAAUAAUCAUUUUGAAAUAA
Messenger RNA from Pieris napi, 5259 nucleotides. Its product is annotated as sodium/hydrogen exchanger 9B2-like. Lineage: Eukaryota; Metazoa; Arthropoda; Insecta; Lepidoptera; Pieridae. Gene Ontology annotation, molecular function: antiporter activity. Gene Ontology annotation, cellular component: membrane. Gene Ontology annotation, biological process: proton transmembrane transport. The transcript is spliced from 13 exons. The record is from RefSeq and is a predicted model, not a curated record. Bases 245 to 2479 code for a protein of 744 amino acids.